Camelina sativa (false flax) is the source of this 1477-nucleotide messenger RNA. Its product is annotated as S-locus-specific glycoprotein-like. The record is from RefSeq and is a predicted model, not a curated record. Gene Ontology annotation, biological process: recognition of pollen. Lineage: Eukaryota; Viridiplantae; Streptophyta; Magnoliopsida; Brassicales; Brassicaceae.
UAAGAAACAAAGUGGUGAAGACUAGAGAGAGAUGAGAGGCACAAUACCAAACUCUUACACUUUCUUCUUCUUGUUCGUUGUCUUAGCUCUGUUUUCUCAUGUGCUCUCGAUCAAUACUUUGUCAUCUACAGAAACUCUGACAAUCUCAAGCAACCGAACCAUUGUGUCUCCUGGUGAUGUCUUCGAGCUUGGUUUCUUUAAGACCACAACAACAAGAUCUCGAAAUGGUGAUCGUUGGUAUCUUGGGAUUUGGUACAAGUCAACCUCUACUAGAGCUUAUGUAUGGGUUGCCAACAGAAACAAUCCUCUUUCCAAAUCCACUGGAACAUUAAAGAUCUCUUACGAUAACCUCGUCCUCCUUGAUCAUUCCGAUGCUCCUGUCUGGUCAACGAAUCUGACGAGAACGGUGAGAUCUCCAGUGGUGGCAGAGCUUCUCGCUAACGGCAACUUCGUGCUUAGAGACUCCCAAAGCAAAUAUCAAAAUCGUUUCUUGUGGCAAAGCUUUGAUUUCCCGGUGAAUACUCUGCUCCCGGAGAUGAAAAUUGGUCGGAAUCUCAAAACAGGACACGAGAGUUUCCUCAGUUCUUGGAAAAGCCUUUAUGAUCCCUCAAGCGAUGGCUUCACGUUCAAACUAGAAACUAAAGGGCUACCUGAGUUAUUUCUUUACAAGAAAGAGUUUCUAUUGUACCGAUCCGGUCCGUGGAAUGGAGUCGGGUUUAGUGGUAUACCAACCAUGCAAAAUUGGAGCUACUUUGACGUUGUUACCAACUUCAUAGAGAACAGAGAGGAAGUUGCUUACAGUUUCAAAGUCACCAACCAAAGCCUCCACUCGAGAGUUAGACUAACUUCCGAAGGGAUACUACAGAUGCUCAGAUGGGAUUCGACAUCAUUGGAAUGGAAUUUGAUAUGGAUUUUACCUAACGACGAAUGCGAUCUGUACCAAAUCUGUGGUCCGUACAGUUAUUGUGACAUGAAUAGGUCACCGAAGUGUAACUGUAUCAGAGGAUUCGUUCCAAAGAAUAUGACGGCUUGGGCUUUGGGAGAUACGUCCAGUGGAUGUGUGAGGAAGUCACGAUUGAACUGCCACGGAGAUGGUUUUCUUAUGAUGAAGAUGAUGAAGCUGCCGGAUACAAGCACAGCAAUCGUGGACAAGAGAAUUGGGUUGAAUGAAUGUGAGGAGAAGUGUUUAAAGGAUUGUAAUUGUACCGGGUUCGCCAAUAAGGAUAUCCGCAAUGGUGGGUCAGGUUGUGUGAUUUGGAAGAGAGCUCAGGGAUAUGAGGAAUUAUGUCGCCGGAGGUCAAGAUCUUUAUGUCAGAAUAAUUAAGCCUCUAUAAUUAAACAUGAUAUCCAUAUCAAUAUCCACUAAAAAUAUUUAAGAAUAAUAAUACAGAUUUGGGUGAGGGUAUUAUUUUGGAAUCCAACUUCGAAAAGUCCAUAUAUGAUUUUAAAUUUCUUAUCGGAUUAGAUUGAUAAAUUA